ACGAUUCUCCACCAAAACAACCAAGGCCUGAAGAUCUCUUUCAUGUUCGCUGAAGACGACACUCUAAUGUUUGUAUAAAUUCCCCACGGAACACCAACGAAAGAAAAACAAGGUAUUUGGAUCGCAGAAUCAAUCAAAAUUGAUUGAUGGGUUCGAGCGACGACAUGCCGGUGGGCACGGUGAAGAACAUUCUGGAGCAAGAAUCGCUCAAGUGGGUAUUCGUCGGCGGCAAAGGCGGAGUGGGGAAGACUACGUGCAGCUCCAUCAUGUCAAUUCUGCUCGCCAAAGUUAGACCCUCUGUGCUCAUAAUCUCCACCGACCCCGCCCACAACCUCAGCGAUGCGUUCCAGCAGAGGUUCACCAAGACCCCCACCCUCGUUAGCGGCUUCACAAACUUGUACGCAAUGGAAGUUGAUCCUAAUGUGGAGAAUGAGGAAAACCUUAGUUCAGAUGGGGCCGAUGGGUUUAUGUCAGACUUGACAAAUUCGAUCCCUGGAAUCGAUGAGGCUAUGAGUUUCGGAGAAAUGCUCAAGCUAGUGCAGACUAUGGAUUAUUCUGUUAUAGUAUUUGAUACAGCUCCAACUGGUCAUACUCUUCGGUUGUUACAAUUUCCCUCGACAUUAGAGAAAGGUCUUUCAAAGCUAAUGAGUUUGAGGAAUAAAUUUGGUGGAUUGUUCACCCAGAUGACUCGCAUGUUUGGUGUUGGUGAUGAUUUUGGUGAGGAUGACAUCUUGGGGAAGCUUGAAAGUAUGAAAGAUGUGAUCGAACAAGUAAACAGGCAAUUUAAGGAUCCCGAUUUGACUACUUUCAUCUGUGUUUGCAUUCCGGAGUUCCUGUCUCUGUAUGAAACUGAGCGACUAGUUCAAGAACUUACAAAAUUUGAGAUAGACACUCAUAAUAUCGUUAUUAACCAAGUAAUAUUUGACGAAGAAGUUGUUGAAUCGAAAUUGCUCAAAGCUAGAAUGCAGAUGCAACGGAAGUAUCUGGAUCAGUUCUAUGUAUUGUAUGACGACUUCAACAUAACUAAGCUACCCUUGCUGCCCCAGGAGGUUUGCGGAGUUCAAGCCUUGCAAGCAUUUUCACAACAUUUUUUGACCCAAUAUGAAGCAUCUAUUCAACGCGGGACGGUAGAGGAGGUGGAGCAGAGAGUAUCGAUCUUAAAAGAACAGCUCAAAGGAGCUGAAUUGGAACUUGAAAGCGUUAAAAAAGGGAAACAGAAGGCUUGAUUGCCGGGAAACAGUCAGCAUUGCAGCCCCCGACUUUGUCUCAUUUCAACUCCAACAUGGGUAUCAUUAGCAUGUGUAGUUAAUUUAAAUCUUGCAGAUAUUCUUUUUCCUCAAGGCCAAUAAGGGAAGAUUUAUUUUUUUUAAUUUUUUAAAAAUAUUAGUUUUAUUAUUCAAUGAAGGGAAUUUUUGUAUCUGACCAGAAAUGCAGAGUCCAUUUUAUUCAAAUGUCAACAUUUACAGGCGCUCUAUAAAAGAAUUCUACUUGUCGGGCGAUAGGACUCCUCACUGUUAUGCAUGUGAGUGAGCCCGAUAGAACGAGAACCUUGUCAGGCAUAGGCUUCGCCUUCACCAUGACUUUGAAGCUCUGUCCCUGCAGCCCGAUAGAACGAGAACCUUGUCAGGCUGGCUUCAGCAUGAUCUCUAUUCUCUACCCCUGACCGAACGGUGGCAACUGUUGAUUUGAGAUUAUUGCUGCAAAUGAGAGAAACAAGUAAUCUGACAAGAAUUGUUGUGAAAUGUAUCAUAGAAGGAAAAGCAGAACAAGAAACUAUGCUUUCCAUGAAUAGUAUGAAUACUCAUCCAAGACUCUAGCAAGACUCCCUUGUCUCUGCUAUAGGAUUUGGAUCGGCAAAUCAUGGAAGGAAAUUUGAGCAUUAUGGGAUCUUAGAUUCUGUCUGAAAAUGAUUUUGGAGUAUUAGUUACUACGUACUUAGUUAUGCACUACAAAAUAAUUUUAUAAUAGUGUGAUCCUAUACCCCCUGUAAUGUGGAAAUAUAUUACACCAAUAAUCAAUAUGCUAGUGAAAUUUGAAAUCGAAGACCUCUCGUCAAUGAGAGUUAUGCAC
Messenger RNA from Salvia splendens (bonfire salvia), 2070 nucleotides. Its product is annotated as ATPase GET3A. The record is from RefSeq and is a predicted model, not a curated record. Gene Ontology annotation, biological process: tail-anchored membrane protein insertion into ER membrane. The transcript has 7 exons. Gene Ontology annotation, molecular function: ATP binding; ATP hydrolysis activity. Bases 147 to 1226 code for a protein of 359 amino acids. Lineage: Eukaryota; Viridiplantae; Streptophyta; Magnoliopsida; Lamiales; Lamiaceae. Gene Ontology annotation, cellular component: GET complex.